Molecule: messenger RNA, 1272 nt
Organism: Penicillium paradoxum
Lineage: Eukaryota; Fungi; Ascomycota; Eurotiomycetes; Eurotiales; Aspergillaceae
Product: cytochrome P450
Exons: 9
Coding region: 1-1272 (423 amino acids)
Molecular function (GO): iron ion binding; oxidoreductase activity, acting on paired donors, with incorporation or reduction of molecular oxygen; heme binding
Source: RefSeq, a predicted model, not a curated record
AUGAUUCAGACCGCGGCCGGUCUCUCGUCCCGCACUAGCACAAUGGCAGAAGCCAGUGCGGAGGGCCAGACUGAUGCACCGAAAUUUCCAUUCGCUCGACCACAUGCUGGAGAGCCUCCUGCCGAAUUUGGUAGGCUUCGGUCUUCUUGUCCCGUGUCCCGUGUCAAACUCUGGGAUGGAAGUCUACCGUGGCUGGUUGUCAAGCACGAAGAUGUUUGCCAGGGUUUAACUGAUCCCCGACUAUCCAAGGAACGUAGCCGUCCAGGAUUCCCAGAAAUGAGUGCUGGAGGCAAGGCGGCUGCCAAAAACAGACCAACCUUCGUGGAUAUGGAUCCACCAUAUCAUAUGCGCCAAAGGAGCAUGGUCUCGGCCUUUUUUACACCUGAGUGUGUCGAUUCGAUAAGGCCAUUCAUUCAGUCAACUGUGGAGAAUGUCCUGAAUGACAUGAUUGUGAAAGGAUGUGAAAAGCCUGUUGACUUGGUUGAGAGUCUUUCUCUGCCUAUUCCAUCUAUUGUGAUCUACAACAUUCUUGGAAUCCCCACCGAGGACAUGGAUUACCUGGCAGAGAAGAAUGCCGUUCGAAGCAACGGCAGUUCAACUGCUGCUGCUGCUCAAAACGCCAAUGAGGAACUGAUUGGCUACUUGGAAAAAAUCGUUGAAAAGCGCAUCGCCGAUCCAAAAAAGGAUCUAAUCAGCACCUUGAUUACUGAACAGCUGAACCACGGUCAUCUUGAAAAGCUUGAUGUCGUCCAGCUGGCAUUCCUUUUGCUAGUGGCUGGCAAUGCCACCAUGGUGAACAUGAUUAACUUGGGAGUUGUGACGCUUCUUGAGCAUCCCGCUCAAUUGGAGGAUUUAAAAAACAAUCCCUCUUUGGCGAAAGGAUUCGUCGAGGAACUUUGCCGAUUUCACACAGCUUCCGCACUAGCCACUCGUCGUGUGGCAAUGGUUGAUAUUACUCUGAGGGAUAAGCACAUCAAAGCUGGGGAAGGUCUAAUCGCUUCGAACCAAUCGGCAAACAGGGAUGAAGAUAUGUUUCCCAACCCCGACGAGUUCAAUCUCCGCAGAGUUAUUGAUCCCGAAAUGAAUCUUGCCUACGGUUACGGCGAACAUCGCUGUGUCGCUGAAAGAUUAGCUCGUGCCGAGCUUGAGGCUGUAUUCUCUUGCUUAUUUCAGAAGCUGCCGAACCUGAAGCUAGGAAUACCAGACGACCAGGUCCAAUACUCGGAGCCACACAGGGAUGUUGGGAUCGUUAAACUACCUGUUGUAUGGUAA